GGGUGCUGGGAAGGAAGAGAAACCAUUUGGCUUCUUACAGUCAUGGAGUCACUCGGGUGCUGAAAGGAGCUCAUAUCUGCUGCAACCUGUCGAGGGAAGACCAUUUUUCUGUGAAGCCAAGCAUGACCAUUAUAAAUUGAGAAGAAAUUGAAGAGAAGUAGCCAGACCAGGACCUUCAAAACUUCAGAAGAUGUGUGACCAGCCAAAAUCCCCGUGCUGCCGGCCAAAAUCUCCUUGCUGCCCACCCAAAUCUCCAUGCUGCCCACAGAAACCUCCAUGCUGUCCACCAAAAUCUCCACACUGCCCUCAGAAGCCCCCGUGCUGCCCACAGAAGCCUCCAUGUUGUCCACACAAGCUCCCUUGUUUCCCGCAGAAGCCCCCGUGUUGCAUUCAGGCCAAGUGCUGCUGUCUGGAGCCCAAGCCUGAAUGCACUUGCCUUAGCAAGGAGCCUGAACCCAUAUCACCUGAUACUCAGAACAAGAACUCCCAAACCCAACAGCAGCCUGUAAGUCCAAAACAGGGGCCUAACCUAGGUGGCUUGGGGCAGAAGAAGCCGAACAAGUAGAGGGCCCAUGCCCAUCACUUGGUGGGGUUAGUCUAGACCUACAUUUAGACAAGCUCUCUCUCAGUGACAACCACAUAGUGCAAGUAGAAGCUCUUAUCUCCCUUCAGAGCCCCCCAGCAUAGGGAGGCCCCUAAUUAGAAAUGGAAGGCUGAAGAGACUAGAAUCAUCUUUCCUAGUGAUCCUUACAUUAGAAAGCACAAGAAUAAAAGAGCAUUAAAAAGAA
Molecule: messenger RNA, 788 nt
Organism: Mustela erminea (ermine)
Lineage: Eukaryota; Metazoa; Chordata; Mammalia; Carnivora; Mustelidae
Product: sperm mitochondrial-associated cysteine-rich protein-like
Exons: 2
Coding region: 191-565 (124 amino acids)
Source: RefSeq, a predicted model, not a curated record